AUGUCCAGCACCGAUACAGCUGACGAGGUUGCCAAAAUAAGUCUCAGUCCUCCAAGAAAACCAACAAAAAAGUCCCAUCUCGAUGUCAAAACCAAAGAAAUUAUUUUAAAUAUUUAUAAGUGUGAAAUAGAAGAAAAUCCUACUCUAGCAAUAGAUGAGUCGAUAAUAAGAGUUGCACAUAAGUCAGGUUUGUCUACAGCAACAUUGGACAGUUUUUCCAAUUCUACAAGCUUUACCAUCAGAAAGCGGCGACAAAACAGUUUGAAAUGUACUCUUCCGCCACAAUUGGAGAAUGGAAGGUGGGUAGUAACUGAAGCAGAUGUUAAUCCAGGUGAUCAAGUGGACGUUAACACAAUAAUAAGAUUGGAAUGUCACAAAGGUUACCAAUUAUACCCUAAUAACUCCCUACUUCUUUGUGAUAGCAGCUGGGAUGAAACAACUUUUCCAAUGUGUCAAAAAAAAUGUCCCCCAUUUUAUUCAACGACAACUACCACGUUAACAUGUAAAGAUAUACAAAACGGAGCAGUACCUUGUGAUAAAGCCGUUGAUGGUACCUCUUUAACUUAUACUUGUAGCGCUUACUAUGAAAUCCUACCAGGCGGUAGAAAUACGCUUUACUGCAACGAUGGCACUUGGAACUUUCCGAAACCUAUAUGUGAACCAACUGCUCAUUGUGUGACCGAUAAUUAUGGUAGAGCUCUGAAUGAAACCCAAUUUCAAGUUGCUGCUGGAAAAGUUUACAAUGCAUACGAAGAUAAACGAGAUAUAUAUGCUCAGUAUAGAAAGAUUUUACAGGUAAUGUUAAUUGACGAUAUAGAAGGAGAAACUCGCAGAUACACCGCUGAUGUAGCUUAUCAUUACCGAAGAGCUUUUCAAAUUAGACAUAACUGUUCAGCCAGCAUGUAGUGAGAAUUACGAAUACCAUACAUUUAGCUAAUUAUCAAAUCGGAAAGGUAGCAGGUUGGGGCCUUACUGAAAAAGGAAAUGCUUCAGAAAUCCUUAAAGUAAUAAGCAUACCAUACAAAGAUGGUGCUACGUGUGCUAAAGAACUGCCACAAACUUGGGAAGAACAAUAUUAUUUUAUUGAUAAAAUUUGUGCUGGUCGUCAAAAUGAAAGUAUUGCAGUUUGUAAAGGAGACAGUGGAAGCGGACUUGUUUUUGAAAACCGAGAAGACCAUAGAUACUACCUUCAGGGACUCGUAAGCAUAGCACCAAAGUUAAAUAUGUUUGAGUGUAAUUACCAAACGAACGCCUUAUAUACUAAUGUUCCAUUCUACUACAAUUUUAUAAUCAGGGAAAUGACUAAAAAUCACUUAGAGGACUGCAUACUUCCAGCAUAUCCAAAAAAUGGGAAAUGGUUUAUCAAAGGUGGCAUAGAAAAAAAGCCUGGUGAUGUUGUAUCGUCUCUCACUAUCUUACGAUUUUCUUGUAAUAUGCAGUACAAGUUGUCUACGUUGAAAUCCUAUUAUACUUGUCAAAGUUAUUACAAUCAUCCUACUUGUCUCAGAGUAUGCCCUAAACUUUCAUUACCGACCGGAACACAAACACUUUGUAAAAACUACAAUGAUCAAUAUAUAGACUGUGCAGAUCUUGCUGAUGGUAGUAGUAUAACGUUUACAUGUCCAAACGGUUUUGUAUCAGACAGAGGCACAUCCACCAGUACAAGGUUCUGUCGAAAUGGAGGCUAUGGUAAUUCUCCACCUUCUUGUGUAGAUGUUAAACAAAAGCCUAGAUACGUCCCUACUACAUUAUCUAAAUCAAAAUCAACAAUUCAAAAUACAACAAACACACUAAUUAAACAAGACUCAUCUCAAGGGGCUAUAGCAAACGAGAUGUGUAAUAUCUACACAGAGAAUGCUAAGAAGAAUAACAAUUGCCCUAUUCCACUUUUUCCUCAUGUAACGUCUAGUGGUAUAUUCGCAGAAAGGGCAGAAUUUCCUCAUAUGGUAGAGGUCGGUUUCAAGGGCGAAAAUGGAACUGAGUGGCUUGUUAGUGGUUUUAUAAUUAGUAAAAAUUACGUUAUUACUGUAGCUCAUAGUACUAGGCCCCGUGGGAGAGAUGCACCUGAAAUAGUAAGAGCUGGUGUAACAGAUAAAGCGGACCUGUCAAAAGCGCAGAUAAGAACAAUUGAGUCUGUCUUAAUUCAUCCUGAGUAUAAACCACCAAUAAAAUACAACGACAUAGCUCUUAUUAAAAUUAAGGAAGAUUUUAUAUUUAAUACGUUUGUUAGCCCUAUAUGUUUACAUACCAGCGAAGAAAAUCCAGAUGUAAAAGGUAUUCAUUCGGGAUGGGGUUCAACAAAUUUUUUAGAAGACAGACCAACUCACAUGGUAAAGAUUCUGGUAAACUUUGACAGUAACGAAAGUUGCAAUAAGAAAUAUACCCGUAAACAUUUAGAAAAUGUGUUACCACAAGGCAUAAUAAAAAAUAAAUUGGUGUGUGCUGGAGGGAACACAACUGAUGGAUGUCAGAGCGAAGCUGGAGGUCCUUUGCAAAUUUUCCAUAGAGAUGAAAGCGGAAUGAAUUGUAUGUACGAGGCUGUAGGAAUUUCCUCAUUUGGAGCAGCUUGCGGAAUUACUAAAUAUCCUUCAGUAUUUACCAGAGUCUCCCAUUAUAUCCCAUGGAUCGAAGAAAAUGUCUGGCCUCAAAAAUAGACGAAGGAACUUUUGUCAUCUGAGCGAUAAAAAUAAGCAUAAAUAAAAUAAACUUAUAAGAAAUGUUUUAUUGGAGAACAGUGUGUAUUUUAAUAUCUACACUACAAUUUUUUAAAAUUUUGGAAUACGUUAAGUAAAACUACAUAUUUUUAAGACACAAAACUAUCUAAAGUUACACAAACUAUGUAAACAUGUCAACGCAUAAAUAGAACUGC
Diabrotica balteata is the source of this 2869-nucleotide messenger RNA. The record is from the annotation of a GenBank genome assembly. NCBI's taxonomy places the organism in Eukaryota, Metazoa, Arthropoda, Insecta, Coleoptera, Chrysomelidae.